Molecule: messenger RNA, 1613 nt
Organism: Cydia pomonella (codling moth)
Lineage: Eukaryota; Metazoa; Arthropoda; Insecta; Lepidoptera; Tortricidae
Exons: 6
Coding region: 717-1613 (298 amino acids)
Molecular function (GO): protein binding
Source: RefSeq, a predicted model, not a curated record
UAUUGCGUAAGUAUUUUUUAAACCAAAGUCUAUGAAAAGUCUGUGAGUGAACAUUGAAAAUCUAAGCCCAAUUAUAUUUGUCUCUGUCGCGCGAAAAAUCUCUCUUGUAUGUCCCUAAGUAUAGAUAGGCUAUAUAACUUAAAGCUGUAAGUCAUUGUUUCUAUCCAUCUUUCGCCUUUAUUUUUUGCGAUCGAAGGCUUGUCUCUCUAUCCGCCACUACCACUCUCUUUCCAUUGUCUAAAAUAUCCAGACAAGGUCGGCCACAUCACGACCGUGUGUAAGCCCAAUACUUAUGUUCUAUAACUGAUUACUUGAUUAGACAUCAUUUCAUUCUUGAAUGGCGCAUACCUACAAACCUAUUGUCGUGAAUCAAGGACUUACUUAAUGCCUACAGAAUGAUACAGUAAAGUUCAAGUUAUUAAAUUUACUUUUUAAAAACAUGACCAAAGUACCGUUUAACACACUAUUUACUCGAAAUUUAACGUGACGAAUUGAAUGAUAAGAUGUGCGUUUUUUUCUGCGUUCACACCUUCGGGUUCAUUAUUCGUCUCACCGUUUACACCAAGUUUACACGCAUGUAUGUUUAAGUAGGCCUUAGCAGUUUAUUGCUGAAUUUCAAUAAAUCCUCCUUCUAAAUGACAUAUUGUCACUAAAUUCCUGUCACGGUAUUACAAGUAAAAGUGUUAUAUUUCAUGUUCUAGGCCAAUAUUUAAAAGAUGAACGAAUUACUGCAGAAACAUGGUUGUGCUAACGUAUUUACUAUCCCAGAAGGCCUCAAAGAACUCAUGGCUGAUAUAACCCGUGAGGUACUCCGCGCGCAACCAGAAAAAAUAUUCGACUUCAUAGCGAACUACCUCUCCGUGCUCAUCAUCACGCGCGAACACGGUAUCAUGGCGGUGAAGAUACUGGACGACCUAUGCGACUGCCGGCCCUCGGUGACGGAGCAUUUGGAAGCCUUGGGCUUCCCGCUGGUGCAGGCUUCUAUUAUAGCUGCAAUUAUACAUGAGGAGAUUGAGAAAACUGAGCCGGAUGAGGGGAAUGAGCACGUGAAAGAGACUCAAAUCCUGAAAAAAAUCCUGCAAAGGAAUCCUAUAGACGAGGCUAUGACCGCCAAAGUUUGCCAGAUUGCAAGAAACGCUUACCGCGACUAUUGGUAUAGGAAGCAAUUACUAGCAAAGACUUUAUCGAAAAAACCUGAAGAGCCGUGGGAGGUAGCUGCGGCGCAUACCCUCGAGAUCUACAAGAGAACCAACCCAACCUUCAGCGAGCUUAACAGAGCCACGGAAAAGAUACAGGCAGCGUACAGGGGCUACCAUGUCCGCAGAAACUUGCUCACACUCAAGGAAAAGCCCGGGCCGAAGAAGAAGCUGCCUGGCCCGCCGAUCGACGUGGCAGGCUCCAGGGAGGCUGACCUAGGACGCGUUAUUAGCUUAAAAGUGGGUCAUGACGACGUAAGCAAGAUGUUUGAGGUGGACGUCAGGAACCAGCUGGGUCUGCCCUUUGACACCACUCGCAUGCUCACCCACAUCCCUAGCGAAGACCUGAACGUGAACGAGUGCUCCUGCGAUCCCAUUAACUUUACUGGUGCGUUGUGUAAAGAGAACCAUGAAUGA